AUGCCUGAAGUGGUGUUUUACAAUAACGCCUGCAGGUUGACCGAACAUAUUUACACCGGGCAGUCCGACCCCUCCAACUUCAAGGGGACUGUAAUUCCGGUCGAUCCGUUCCACCACCGCUCUCACGCAGAAAGCGAUCAAUUCUGCAAGAUGUUCACUGACCCCAAACUUUUUCCCGACAUUCAAGAGGACGGUCGAUGGAUCUUCAACGCAUCCGCCGCUGAACUGACCAACAUUUGGUAUGGUGGUUUUGCUUCGAUGUGCCGAAACAUGUUGUCGCUCAUCUACAAUUUUUUCUUGGAAGAGAUGGUCUAUUUGAGAAAUAAAUGGCUCACAAACAAACUGAACAAGAGAGCUGGUGUAGCUUACAUUGGGGAGGGUGCCAUUUAA
Molecule: messenger RNA, 390 nt
Organism: Melampsora larici-populina 98AG31
Lineage: Eukaryota; Fungi; Basidiomycota; Pucciniomycetes; Pucciniales; Melampsoraceae
Exons: 1
Coding region: 1-390 (129 amino acids)
Source: RefSeq, a predicted model, not a curated record